Molecule: messenger RNA, 1422 nt
Organism: Debaryomyces hansenii CBS767
Lineage: Eukaryota; Fungi; Ascomycota; Pichiomycetes; Serinales; Debaryomycetaceae
Gene: RTG3
Product: Rtg3p
Exons: 1
Coding region: 1-1422 (473 amino acids)
Biological process (GO): regulation of transcription by RNA polymerase II
Molecular function (GO): protein dimerization activity; RNA polymerase II cis-regulatory region sequence-specific DNA binding; DNA-binding transcription factor activity, RNA polymerase II-specific
Source: RefSeq, a predicted model, not a curated record
AUGGAAGAGUUUUUAAAAGACAGUCCAUCAGACUUUGGUUCUAACACAACAGGUACUGGAACCGGGAAUACAAGUGCCAACUAUGGUAGUGAACCUAAUAAUAGAAAUAACUAUGGAAUGGGUUAUUACGGAACUAAUUAUGGGCAACCUAACGGAUACCCAGGGAUGACGGAGAACGAUCUUAAUAAUACAAACAAUAACUAUACCAACGAGAUGGGAACUUAUACAUCCUCGUUACAAAAUGAUCCAUUUUUGGAGGAUUUGGAGUCGCUUAACUUUUCCAAUAAACAACCACAAUAUAUCGACCCUACACAAUCAACUACUGGUAAUUUAGAAGAAAUUAUAUCCCCAAGUGCCCAAGUACAGAAUAUUUCUUUGAAUAAUAAUGGGAUGAACCCAGAUAACUCGUUUGUCAACCCACUAUAUUUCUCCCCUUCUAAUAGAAAUGCUAAUUAUAAUACUUUGAAUUCGAUUGCCGAAGAUAGCUUGUCAAGCUCAUUCAACAACGCAUUUAGCCCUUCUGCCUCGAGAAAUGAUAGUGUAAGUAUUCCGUUUCAAAACCCGAAUACUAUCGAAGACUACAAUGGCGGGGUUGAUAUAAAUGCUGGCUCAUAUUUAUCACCACAAUUCAAUUCGCAAUACAUGUCGCCAAGCAAUAACAUCGACAACUCAAUCGAUACAUUAAAAUCUCCUUCGUUUAAUUCAGGGUCGUAUCUCAACUCACCACCUAAAUACCAAAAUACAAGGCGUGAUAAUUCUGGCGCCAUAAGUAACAGUAUUCCAAGUAAUAUAUCCAAGAAUAAGAUUGUAUCGCCACCGCCAUUGGACAACAAUUUGGGCACCUCGUUACCAGGUGCUAUGCACAACCAACCACCGGUUUCCACUAAGCAACUCAGCAAGGAAGAAAAGUUAAAAAGAAGAAGAGAGUUCCAUAAUGCUGUUGAAAGAAGAAGACGGGAUUUAAUUAAGGAACGUAUAAAAGAUUUGGGCUUCUUGGUGCCACCGUCAUUGUUGAACCCGCAAUUAUGCGCCGUCCAAAACUUACAAAGAAACUCACAGUUGAACUCUCGUGAGAUUAAUGAUUUGCUUGCUUCGAUAAAAGUUAAAGAAACAAAACCAAACAAGAGUACCAUUCUUAAUAAGUCUGUCGACUAUAUAAUUCACUUGAAAUAUGUGCUAGAACAACAAGAUAAGAGCCAGCUUGAGUUGGCACAGCAAAUCGAGGAGAUUGAAGCAAGACUAAGUAACGGCAAACCCCAGGGUAAUAUAGAUAUGUCAAACAUGACAAACCAAUCUCAGCCAUCGUCAGACAUCAAACUUGAAAGUCAAGAUGAGUUAUUUAAUCCUGAUGAUUUUUUCCUGGAUGUUGCCGGCAACAGUUCUAACCAGACCAACCAAUUCUUUAGCGAUAGUAUACGAUAA